This is a messenger RNA of Penicillium argentinense, 1026 nucleotides long. Its product is annotated as CAAX prenyl protease RCE1. Gene Ontology annotation, cellular component: endoplasmic reticulum membrane. Gene Ontology annotation, molecular function: metalloendopeptidase activity. Gene Ontology annotation, biological process: CAAX-box protein processing. The transcript has 4 exons. The record is from RefSeq and is a predicted model, not a curated record. The coding region runs from base 1 to 1026 and encodes 341 amino acids. Lineage: Eukaryota; Fungi; Ascomycota; Eurotiomycetes; Eurotiales; Aspergillaceae.
AUGGCGCCCGUCGGAGUACUGGCUCGCCUUAAGAGCCUAUAUUCCAAGCAUCAGGAUGAGCCAUCGCUGUCGGUGCAGACCGUCGCCGUCUUUUCUGUCGCCCUUACUUUGCUCUAUGUUGUGCCAUUCUAUCUGUCGCCUACCACGCGGCCGUCGCCGAGUCUCAGUCGAGAUGCCCCGUCAGUGAUUCGCGCGCGCAUUCGGGCUGUCACGGGUUCCUGCAUCGUCAGUUCGCUCAUUGUGCUCUGGCUGAUCGUCGAGGAGGGCAACUCCUCGCUCGGCGCAGGUCUCAGUCUGAUGGGCUGGUGGCCGAUCGAUUUGGCGGAUAUCUUCCGCAGCCUGUUUCUGACGGCUAUUUUGUUCUUGGGCCCUCUCUUUGAGCGCGGGAUCGCCGAGGGCGAAUGGCGAACUUGGUUUCGCCGCAGUAAACUUUCCGAGAGCCUCAGUGGAUGGAUCGGCUGGAGAAAUUAUGUCGCAGGGCCCAUCACUGAGGAGGUCAUGUUUCGGUCUGCCAUUGUGCCCCUGCAUCUUCUGGCCCAUGUGUCGCCGACUCGGGUGGUUUUCAUCGCGCCAUUGUAUUUUGGCAUCGCCCAUGUGCACCAUUUCUACGAGUUCACCCUGACGCACCCGGACACUCCAGCCCUUGCUGCGCUACUGCGCUCGAUCCUUCAGUUUGGAUAUACCACCAUCUUCGGUUGGUAUGCGACUUUCAUCUACCUGCGCACAGGAUCCUUGAUUGCCGCCAUUCUUGUCCACAGUUUCUGCAACUGGUGUGGCCUGCCUCGCUUCUGGGGCCGUGUUGAAGCCGGAGAGCCCCUUGGCCCACCCAUCAAUACGCGUGGCAAGGAUGACUCCGACGAAGCUUCUACUUCCGUAGGCAACGGCCAACUGGGUGUCGGCUGGACUGUCGCAUACUAUUUGCUCCUCGUUGCCGGUGCCAUAUCAUUCACCCAGUGCCUGUGGCCUUUGACCGAGUCGUACUAUGGUCUUGUGUCGUUCGCUGUAUCCAAGACUGGAACCAGCUAA